GGAGCAGGAGGGACCGAGCGGAGGAGCGAGCCGAGCGGCCGUCGCCCGAGCCCAGCCGCGCCGCCAGCCCGCCAGCCCGCCAGCCCGCGCUCCAGUCCGCCGUGUCUAGCAGCGGGGCCCAGCAUGGUCAUGGCGGAUGGCCCGAGGCACUUGCAGCGCGGGCCGGUCCGGGUGGGGUUCUACGACAUCGAGGGCACGCUGGGCAAGGGCAACUUCGCCGUGGUGAAGCUGGGGCGGCACCGGAUCACCAAGACGGAGGUGGCAAUAAAAAUUAUAGAUAAAUCUCAGCUGGAUGCAGUGAACCUUGAGAAAAUCUACCGAGAAGUACAAAUAAUGAAAAUGUUAGACCACCCUCACAUAAUCAAACUUUAUCAGGUAAUGGAGACCAAAAAUAUGUUGUACCUUGUGACAGAAUAUGCCAAAAAUGGAGAAAUUUUUGACUACCUUGCUAAUCACGGCCGGUUAAACGAGUCUGAGGCCAGGCGCAAAUUCUGGCAAAUCCUGUCAGCUGUUGAUUAUUGUCAUGGUCGGAAGAUUGUGCACCGUGACCUCAAGGCUGAAAAUCUCCUGCUGGAUAACAACAUGAAUAUCAAAAUAGCAGAUUUCGGUUUUGGAAAUUUCUUUAAAAGUGGUGAACUGCUGGCAACAUGGUGUGGCAGCCCCCCUUAUGCAGCCCCAGAAGUCUUUGAAGGGCAGCAGUAUGAAGGACCACAGCUGGAUAUUUGGAGCAUGGGAGUUGUUCUUUAUGUUCUUGUCUGUGGAGCUCUGCCUUUUGACGGACCAACUCUUCCGAUUUUGAGGCAAAGGGUUUUAGAAGGAAGAUUCCGGAUUCCAUAUUUCAUGUCAGAAGAUUGUGAGCACCUCAUUCGAAGGAUGUUGGUCCUAGACCCAUCCAAACGGCUAACCAUUGCUCAAAUCAAGGAGCAUAAAUGGAUGCUCGUAGAAGUUCCUGUACAGAGGCCUACUCUCUAUCCACAAGGGCAAGAAAAUGAGCCAUCCAUUGGGGAGUUCAAUGAGCAGGUUCUGCGAUUGAUGCACAGCCUUGGAAUAGAUCAACAGAAAACCAUUGAGUCUCUGCAGAACAAGAGCUAUAACCAUUUUGCUGCCAUUUAUUUCUUGUUGGUGGAGCGCCUGAAAUCACAUAGGAGCAGUUUUCCUGUGGAGCAGAGACUUGAUGCCCGCCAGCGUCGGCCUAGCACCAUUGCUGAACAAACAGUUGCCAAGGCACAAACGGUGGGGCUCCCAGUGACCAUGCAUUCGCCGAAUGUGCGACUGAUGCGAUCUGCCCUCCUCCCACAGACGUCCAAUGUGGAGGCCUUCCCAUUCCCAGCCUCGGGCUGUCAGGCGGAAGCAGCCUUCAUGGAAGAAGAGUGUGUUGACACUCCAAAGGUAAAUGGCUGUCUGCUGGACCCUGUGCCUCCUGUGCUGGUGAGGAAGGGGUGCCAGUCAUUGCCCAGCAACAUGAUGGAGACCUCCAUUGAUGAAGGGUUGGAGACAGAAGGAGAGGCUGAGGAAGACCCCAGUCAGGCCUUUGACGCGUUCCAGUCCACGCGCUGUGGGCAGAGACGGCACACCCUGUCGGAAGUGACCAACCAGCUGGUGGUAAUGCCGGGGUCAGGGAAAAUUUUCUCCAUGAGUGACAACCCCUCCCUUGACAGUGUGGACUCUGAGUAUGAUAUGGGGUCUGUUCAGAGGGACCUGAACUUCCUUGAGGACAGCCCUCCGCUUAAGGACAUCAUGUUAGCCAAUCAGCCAUCACCCCGCAUGACAUCUCCCUUCAUAAGCCUGAGACCCGCCAACCCGGCCAUGCAGGCUCUGAGCUCCCAGAAACGAGAGGCCCACAACAGGUCGCCAGUGAGCUUCAGAGAGGGCCGCAGGGCGUCAGACACCUCCCUCACCCAAGGAAUUGUAGCAUUUAGACAACAUCUUCAAAAUCUGGCUAGAACCAAAGGAAUCCUAGAGUUGAAUAAAGUGCAGUUGCUGUAUGAACAAAUAGGAUCGGAGGCAGACCCUAACUUGGCCUCAGCUGCUCCUCAGCUCCAAGACCUGGCCAGCAGCUCCCCUCAGGAGGAAGUUUCUCAACAGCAGAAAAGCGUGUCUGCUCUCGCCACCAGCGUGCGUCCUCAGCUCUCCCAGCGGCAAGGCCUGGAAGCCCAGUACCUGCAGCACAGACUCCAGAAGCCCAGCCUUCUGUCAAAAGCCCAGAACACCUGUCAGCUUUAUUGUAAAGAACCACCGAGGAGCCUUGAACAGCAGCUGCAGGAACACAGACUCCAACAGAAGCGACUCUUCCUCCAGAAACAGUCUCAGCUGCAGGCGUAUUUUAAUCAGAUGCAAAUAGCGGAGAGCUCCUACCCACAGCAGAGUCAGCAGCUGCCCCUGCCCCACCAGGAGACACCACCGCCAUCACAGCAGCCACCGCCAUUCAGCCUGACCCAGCCUCUGAGCCCCGUCCUGGAGCCUGCUUCAGAGCAAAUGCAAUACAGCCCUUUCCUCCGCCAGUACCAGGAGAUGCGGCUGCAGCCCCUGCCCUCCUCGCCUGGUCCCCGGGCUCCACCGCCGCUGCCCGUGCACUUGCAGCAGCAGCAGCCGCCACCGCCGCCGCCGCCGCCACCACCGCCACAACAGUCGGGAGCUGCCCCAGCGCCCUUACAGUUCUCCUAUCAGACUUGUGAGCUGCCAGGCGCUGCCUCCCCUGAGCCAGACUAUCCCACUGCCUGUCAGUACCCCAUGGAUGGAGCCCAGCAGAGCGGCAUGGCAGCUCCGGACUGUCCCAGGAGCUCAGGACCGCAGGAGGCCCCCUCCAGCUACGACCCUCUAGCCCUCUCUGAGUUCCCUGGACUCUUCGAUUGUGAAAUGCUAGAGGCUGUGGACCCACAGCACAGUGGUUACGUCCUGGUAAAUUAACCUCAGCACAGGAAGUAAGGCGGGUCAAGUAAAGGAAGAGUAUUUCUAUUUGUAUUCCAGCCUUUUAAAUUUAAAGCUUAUUUUCCUGCCCUCUCCCUAAUGGGGAAAAAAUCAAGUCACCCAACUGGAAUCAGAGGGCCUGGCCGGGUGGAUGUUGCUUCCUCCUGCCUCUGUCCCACCAGUUUUCUGUGGCAAGUGCUGGAACAUAGUUGUAGGCGGAAGCUCACGCCCUUAGGUCAAGUGGAGCAAGCUCUCACGGGAGGCACCAAAAAAUGUUUUUAUACGAAGAAGGCAUCCAGACCCAGGUUUUAUGCAGAACUACACCAAUUCGUUAUCGAGGGAGACCUUGGUGAACGCAGGAAAAAUGUGUGCCAUUGUAUAUGGGCAAAAAAAAAGGCAAUAUAUUUUUCACUGAAGCCAAGCAACAACAUGUUGCUUAAAGGCAGAUCAAGAACGCAUAAUGAAAUUUGAUGCACAGGAAAUAAAGGACAGUGUACUUGGUCAUUGAAUCCUAAGUUCUAAGCUGCUGAGGCAAGUUGUCCCUGAGGCCAUUGCAAAGCAGUAGAGUGUGAGCUUUGUUUCAGGGGCCACUACAUAACGGCUGGUACUGACCCCUGAGACCAGUGGUCGUCUCCCCCUGGGAGCGGGUGACACACCACUUCAGAAGGUGCCCUGGGUUACAGAACGUCAGAGUGUACUUGGCUCCAAAGAUGUCACCUGUAGAACCAGAGACCCACCGCAGUGGAGACUGGGGGCACAAAUUCAAGAAGCCGUCAGGAGCAGCAGCCCCGGGCCGGGGAAGACGGGCUCUCCCUGCACAGUCCUUGUGGAGACUUCUGGUUCGAGCAGUGGGUCUUUAGAGGACCUGGCGUCUCUUUUAAAAUGUAAUAACUACUUUGACUUUACACUCUAUGUUGCUAGUAGUUUGAGCUUUGUAUAUUUGGACAGUUUCAUAUAGGGCUUAGCAAUUUUAAGGACAAGACAAAUGAACUUUGAUCUCCCAUGUGAAGUGGUAGUGCUGUGCCUUUUCCCCCAGAUCAUGCUUUAAUUCUUUCUUUUCUGUAGAAACCAAUAGUUUUCCAUUGAUGUCAAUGCUAAAUCCAAAGUCACUUCAGAGUUUGUUUUCCACCAUGUGGGAAUCGCAUUCUUAAUUUUCGUAAAGUUUUGACUUGUAAUGAAAUGUUCAAGUAUUACAGCAAUAUUCAAAAACCACAGAUGUGUUAACCAUUUAAGCAGAUCAUCUGCCAAACACAUUAUCUUACUAGUAAAUUAACCCUUACAAUUCAUUCAUCAGAGUAAGUAAAAACUAGAUCCUACAGCUAGUUAACUGUAUACCUAGACGUAAUGAGUAACUUGUCAUUUGGACAGUAACAUCCAAGGGUUACAAAUUCAGUAUUAUUUACAAAGACUAUCGUUUCUGUCCUUUAGAACGGCUUGUCUAUCAGCAGAUGAAUGCGCUAAGCACAAAGCAUCUUCCUUAAAGCACAAAGAAGAGAGAUACUCCAGUGAUGCUGCAUCUAGAACACACCUUUAAGUUGCCUUUCCUCUUUGUAGUAAGUGUCCAGGCAGGUGAGGAGAAGCAUGGAAAGUCUAAGGAGUUCCGUUCCGGCCCCCGCCCAGCCCCGCCCAGCAUUGGUAACUGGAGCAUCCUUGUCACCGGCUCCACUUGGCGCCAGGCCCGUUCACAGAGGCUCUCUGCGUGGGGUUGGACUCUGGGUGUUAGCAAGAAAGGGUGGUGUGGAGGACUGUCAUGCUGUGAUUUAGCAACACGCAGUGAAAAUCCAGGAAGAAUGAUGUUCCUUCUAUGGAUUAUUCUCCUUCAUGCUUAAGAUUGAUGAUUUCGUGAAAUAGAUCACAUCGUUUCAUUUAAGAGAUCCUUUCAUUAAGAUCUCUAAUCUGUUCUAAGGUUUUGCAAAAUAAGCCAGUUAUAAAAUAGGGCUUGAUUUGUUUAGGCUGAAGGAUAUUUCCCAAAAUAUACUACAGAAGCGCUGUAAUAUUUAUAAAAUUAAAACGCUUUCCAGAUUGAAAAUCCAGGCCGCUCAUUUCAGAGUCGCAGGAAUGGCACAGUUACAGAUUGGCAUAAACACCUGCCUCCCGGCAAGGCCAUCAGCCACUUAGCCUGGGAAACCUCGGAGCUAUGGCAGGACAAGCGGGCUGACAGAUGAGAGACAGCGGCGAGGCUGUUGGAAGGUUAAAGGGCCCAGAGAGAGACAUGGGGAGGCACCAGCAGGGCCAGGUAUGGUAGGAACCGACAGACCAGCGGCGCGGGCACUCGCCUGGCCAGUGCGUGACCCGCCUGCCGGACCUGUGUUGUAAGCUCCUGUUUGUUUUUCUCAUUUAUUUCAAGCAGAAAUCAAUAAAUUCCCUAACGAUCUGUAUUUACUGAAACGUAAGGUGGUGAGAGGAGACUGCUUCUGUUGGUCAAUCAGGUGUUUUCCCAGCCCUGUCUGAUCAUUGCCGUUGCUCUGUCCCCUAACUAGUGACCUGUGUAAGCUGCCAAGCCGUUUUCUCCUCACAAAUACUGAAGUAACACUAAGAAGGCUUCGUACCUCUCUUUUUAUGAGAGGCUGCUUUGAAAGAACGACUUUCUUUCCAGUCUGUUUCACAUUAGCAGUGUGUACACUACUGUAUAAUAAUCAUUAGCUUUAUUACUUUGUAAACCAGGCUCCUCUGAAGAGACUUUGGUGAAAUGAACGUGAGGUAAAAAUUUCAUUCAGCAAAAAGUGCAA
Molecule: messenger RNA, 5636 nt
Organism: Equus quagga
Lineage: Eukaryota; Metazoa; Chordata; Mammalia; Perissodactyla; Equidae
Gene: SIK2
Product: salt inducible kinase 2
Exons: 15
Coding region: 124-2907 (927 amino acids)
Biological process (GO): intracellular signal transduction; microtubule cytoskeleton organization; protein phosphorylation
Cellular component (GO): cytoplasm
Molecular function (GO): ATP binding; tau-protein kinase activity; protein serine/threonine kinase activity
Source: RefSeq, a predicted model, not a curated record